Dendronephthya gigantea is the source of this 2098-nucleotide messenger RNA. Its product is annotated as calcium uptake protein 2, mitochondrial-like. Lineage: Eukaryota; Metazoa; Cnidaria; Anthozoa; Malacalcyonacea; Nephtheidae. Gene Ontology annotation, molecular function: calcium ion binding. The coding region runs from base 2 to 1315 and encodes 437 amino acids. Gene Ontology annotation, biological process: calcium import into the mitochondrion; mitochondrial calcium ion homeostasis. Gene Ontology annotation, cellular component: uniplex complex. The record is from RefSeq and is a predicted model, not a curated record. The transcript has 13 exons.
AAUGUCGAAUGUUUUUGGUUAUAGAAUAUUUAGUAGUUUACCAUUUUCCAAGAGGCUCUGCAGUCACAAUCAAUCCAAUCAUGUUAAAAACUUUCUUACAAGACGAUUUUACCACAAAACUACGAACUACAGUAGACUAAACAGCCCUCAGCUUCGUUGGCUUGGCGUGGCCGGUGCAUUUGUCACUGGAACUUGCUACGGGCUUGUAAAAACAAAAUAUUCCGGUAUAUCGCAAAAUCCUCUUGUAUUAUCCGCUGCGACCAGCGACGAAGAUGUGCCGGAAGUUAAGACAGAUUUAACGUUAAAACAAAUGAAGUUUGAAGAAUAUGCUUCUUAUGAAUAUCGGGGAAAGCGUUUGAUGUCUCCACAAGACUUCCUUAAUUCUUUGGUUGACAACAAAGAAGGAGCUUUGAAAAAAGGUACUAAAAAGCUCACCACACAGGAUAUGGACAAAAUUCUCCAAUCAACUCAACAACUAUCAGAACACAAGGAAGAUCUAUUUACACACAUGGGUGAAAAUGGAAUCAUCACCUACCCAGAAUAUUUGUUUCUUUUAACAUUGCUAACAAAAUCAAGUCAUGGUCUUAAUGUUGCGUUCCGUAUGCUUGAUCUGGAUGGUAAUGCCACACUCGGCAAGACAGAAUUUCAAGCGCUGGAGAGAAUGUUAAACCAAAAAACGUCAGCGAAAUCUUUGAAGGAAAAAGAAUUGGCGGAGGAGACCUCGUCAAACUCCAGUUUACUCAUAUAUUUCUUUGGCAAAUCAGGAAAAGGACAACUGACUUUUGCUGACAUGCUGCAGUUCACCAGAAACUUGCAAAAAGAAUUUUGGAAGCAAGAAUUUCGGAUUUACUCCGCCGAGAGAGAUGUCAUGAAUAGCGAACAAUUUGCCAAGCUUCUGUUACAAUCAACACAACUCGAUGAAAAGGACGUCGAAGAAUAUCUGGAGAGAUUGGCUGGUCGUGUGCAAACUAAUAUAAAUGUCGAUCUGAAAGAUUAUAUUAAAUUUGGCGAAUUUCUUAACAAUCUCGAAGAAUUUUCUAUUGCCCUCAAGAUCUACAAUGUGGCAAAUCAACCUGUCACACAAGAGGAGUUCAAAAGAGCGGUCCUGAUUGCUACUGGAGGAGUUCUGGGUGAUCAUAUCGUGAACACCAUAUUCAAAUUGUUUGAUAUUGACGGUGACGGAAAAUUGAGUCAAAAAGAAUUCCUCGGUUUGAUGAAGGACAGGGUUAACAAACGUUUCACGGCCAGAGUCGAUGAAGGCGGAUUUGUGGCUGGAUUUAUGAAUUGCGUGAAAAAUGAAUUAGUGCAAGAUUAAAAUGUGGCAAGUACAGCGAUAUAUGAAUAUAACUUUAAGCAAACUGAAGUGGAGUUCAAACACUUCGUAAAUUUUCCUUUUUCGACGUGCAUGUAUAGAUUGUGGUAGCGUUAAUUAUCAUUUAGCUACGAUUAGCCCAAGAACGCGCAAAGACAACAAUCGAUUAUGCAUGUUUCCGAAAGAAUUAAAGUAAUUAACAUAUUAUUUAUUAAUAAUGGUAACUUAUAUAGAUAAGCACAGCAAAAUCCAAUAUACUCAUGACCAUUGUUGUUUAAAGAGUGCGUUUUUUCAUUUUUAAUAAAAAAAUGAACCUUUCAAUAUGGCGAACGAAAAAAGAAAAACGCAAGAAAAGUCAGCUUGAGCGGCAAACGACGAGACCGAAUUUUCCAACAAUACAUCGUCCGAAAUGUGGCUUUCCUUGGCAAGGAUAUUGAUCUUAUCCUACCGAGGAACGUGCGGAAUUUUCGAACUCGUAUUACAAAUGCAUGCAGCCAUUCCCGUGUCGUCUAACCACGCAUGAGACUGAAAUGUAUAGUUACGUCCGCCGCCGGGGGUUCAUGUAGUAUCAGACGUCGGCCCGACUUUCAAUAUAUGUUGACGAUCCUUUCUCGACAAACACAUACAAUCUCUCUGCGUGCAUGUUUACUUCUUUAUCCGCGUUCUUUCUUUGAUAUAAGGCAUUUUCCUUUUCAAAAUGCUGUCUUUGCAUGUGUACGGUUUAAACACCUUAUUGCUUUUAAAUGAAGUGGUUUUAAAUGAAAAUUUUACUCACUGUGCAGAUGA